This is a messenger RNA of Ostertagia ostertagi, 1251 nucleotides long. Lineage: Eukaryota; Metazoa; Nematoda; Chromadorea; Rhabditida; Trichostrongylidae. The record is from the annotation of a GenBank genome assembly.
AUGUCUCCAGCUCCACAAGAGAGACUCGAAAAAGUCUCCUUCAUCGAGGAUUUUGUGUCACCUUACCUAAAAGGAGUCAAGUUCACCUUCACGCAGAAUAAUCAAAGAAGAAGUUUCGAUCUUGCGCUUCGACACUGCAAGUGUGGCCACACUUCUUUACCAUACGGGUUUGAAGAACGGUUCUUGUGGGGCAUAUUUUACGACAACCGGAAGAACUUUGGUAAGAAGCUCGAUGAAAUUCGGUGGUCUGACUAUGAGGCCCAACAUGGGUACACUCUAGAGUUGUGCGCUGGUUUGAUCGAUAAGAAGAAAUCGAAGAGGAAUGUGGUUAUGCCGUUCAAAAAUGAGGAUAUUCAUUUAAUAGCCACCUUCAGUAUUGCUGCUCAUGAAUCUGGUGGAAUACAGUACCUCUAUUACACAGAGAUUGAUGAUUCCAUGAAAAUAACUGAAGGUGGAGGAAACAAUGAAGAAGGCGAAUACAUUACAAAGGUUUUUCUGAGCGAGUCUGAAGUUCUCGAGUUCGUCAAAAACGAUUACUGCCCGGGUCCCCCAUCCAUGCUUUACGCGUUACUUUGGUGGUUCGAUCACAAUCCGUGCCCGAAGAUAAUUCAGCCAACGACCGAUGCUUAUAAAUGGAGGCCAAGCGACAUAAUGCCUAUGACCGAUUUCAAAUUUGAGAAGAUGCCAUCAUCAAAACGAUUUAUUCCUCAUCGGAUGAAAUUCACACUUGGUUCUCUUUGUCGAACUUGGGAUCUGGCUUUGUGUGACGACAGUUUUUCGAUUCUCUUGUAUAAUGAGACUACCAAGGAAUUGUUGCUAACACAGCGGUUUCGGCCAGCUGCUUUGGUUGGUCGAGCACGUCAUCUUGCACAUCUUGCCGAUCCGACCAAAACGCUCGAUACGAUUGAGUGGAAAUCACAACCAUUGGAGUGGGCUUAUACUCUGGAAAUGUGCAGUGGGCAUUACAAAACCGGCAGUUCUGUCGAGGAUAUCGACCAACGAGUCAGGGACACUGUCGCCAAAAAAUGCGGUUACAAGCUCGAAUCCAUUCGCUUCGUGACCUCAUUCGUAGUUGGCAUAAGUUUUGCUGGAGACAGGCAAAGAGCAUACUACGCUACAGUGAACGAAUCGAUGCGUAUAAAGGAUUGGACCCCUUACGAGGAGAUUACACCGUUCUCUUUGCCGUGCUCGGCCAUACCGUCCUUCCUCCGUGCAGAAACGCCGAUAUGGCACACGGACAUGUUAUUGUAA